This is a messenger RNA of Aphanomyces invadans, 846 nucleotides long. RefSeq lists its product as hypothetical. Lineage: Eukaryota; Oomycota; Saprolegniomycetes; Saprolegniales; Verrucalvaceae. The annotation marks the transcript as partial. Gene Ontology annotation, molecular function: DNA binding. Gene Ontology annotation, cellular component: nucleus. The transcript is spliced from 4 exons. The record is from RefSeq and is a predicted model, not a curated record.
AUGACCGACGACACCCAUGCUGGCCCCAGUCGGCCGAAACCAACAGGACGGCCCGUGUCAAAGUACGGGAAAAAAGCACGAGCGCGACUGUUCAAGUACAAGACUGUCGAUUACGAGCACAGAAUGAAUGCAAUCCAUCAGGUGGCAGAGUCAACUAGAAAGAAAGUAUAUGGUUGGAUUAAGCAUAAAGACCACAUCCUUCGAUUGGCUACCACUGCUCGCACUUCCAACCAGAAAUGUGUCCGUGCUGUCGGGACUGGAACCACGCUGCCAGCUGAAGAAGAAGCUCAACUGGCCCGAUGGGUCCAUGACAUGCGGAAGGACGGUAUCCCGGUGACCUACAACAUGCUUCAUCUCAUGGCACUCGAGACAGCAAUUGACGUGGGGCUUACCGAAGAUGAAUUCAAGGCCGGGCGGCAUUGGAUCCACGGCUUCAAACGGCGCCACGGACUCUCCUUCCGUGCAAAGACGCGAAUCGGACAAGAUACUAACAAAGACGGAACGUCAAUCCUUGCUGCGUUUUCGGAACGCGUCUUGCUCUCCGCUGUUGCCAAUGGCAUCGACGUCAUCUACAAUGCCGACCAGACCGGCGACAACACCGUGUGGGUCAAGUGCGGUGGCAAGACGAAAGACCGAGCAACUGUCAUGCUCCUUGCCGACACCACAGGGAAGAAGCAUCCCUUGUUUCUGGGGUUCGGUAAACGCGUCUGGAAAGAAGUCAAGCCGCUUCAGGCGCGCCAAGGGUGCCGUAUCUACGCCAACCCUACAGCAUGGUGGAACUCGGAGCUGUCGUUGGCGUUCUUGAAGUACCAUUUUGCGGAACGAGAAGGUCGCGACACAAAGAAG